Molecule: messenger RNA, 603 nt
Organism: Phoenix dactylifera (date palm)
Lineage: Eukaryota; Viridiplantae; Streptophyta; Magnoliopsida; Arecales; Arecaceae
Source: RefSeq, a predicted model, not a curated record
CAUACGCUGCCCCCCCCCAGCAACAUCUCCCGGACCGACCGGAUGAAUUGGGACUCGAGGAGGAGACGGAGAUGUGAAACGGUGACCAAGGCCGAGAACCCGGGAGGGGACGAACUGGGUGCCAGGACGAGGACGGCUUAUCUGUCCGCGCGACGCAAGGAGAGGAUCGAGCUCCCCGACUACGGGGGCCCCAUCACGUUCAGCGAUUUCGUCAACCACCCUUCCGGCGUGGAAGCGCUCCUGAACACGCGAGCCUUGCACAGCUUUCGGCCCUUGGAUUCCAACACCUACAGGUGCACCUUGCAAAAGAUCCAGUUCCUCAAGUUUGAAGUGGCCCCCGUGCUAGACUUACGCGUGACCCCGACAAGAGAAGGCUGCACGGUCGAGAUGGUGGAUUGCAGGUUUGAGGGUUCUGAAACAGUAGAGCAGCAAAAUCAUGCUUUUUCAGGUACAUCCAGCCAUUGUCAUACUGUGAUUUCUCAGCCAAAUAUUUAUAUGGGAAAGGAGAUGGUAUUAUCACGAUCAAAAUUUUCCUUAACUUUGAUGUUCAUGUUUCACUUACCUUUCCAACUUACUGCUGCUGACUAAUUUGAAGUUUGCUCU